Molecule: messenger RNA, 1102 nt
Organism: Psylliodes chrysocephalus
Lineage: Eukaryota; Metazoa; Arthropoda; Insecta; Coleoptera; Chrysomelidae
Source: the annotation of a GenBank genome assembly
AUGGAUCCGAAAAUUAUUGGGUUAAUAUUCCUUAUAACUAUAUAUUUUUAUAUUAAUUCUGCGUUUGCGUAUUGGUAUCCUGGUUUCGUAAGGUUUCCAAAUAGCCAAUGCACAACAUUGGAAGGGUUUACAGGUGUAUGUAUUAGAAGCAGACAAUGUGCUGAUUCAGGUGGCGUAUCUUCAGGAACUUGUGCAAAUGGAAUUGGAAGAUGUUGCUUAUAUCAAGGAACUUGCGGUGGAUCAUCAUCAUACAAUAAUACGUAUUUUUUGAAUCCUGGUUAUCCAAAUACAGUUACAACAUCAAGUUUGUGUAGUUUUACCAUAGUGCCUUCUUCUUCAGCUAUUUGUCAAAUUAGACUAGAUUUCCUUUCUUUCUCGCUAUCUCAACCUAACGGAGAAGGAAUCUGUGCAUUUGAUUCUUUCGUAGUUACCGGAGCAGCUUCUGCUAUUCCUGUAAUAUGUGGAGAAAAUUCUGGUCAACACAUGUAUUUGAUGGUUGCCGGGACUGACCCCAUUCAACUAACCAUUACAAUGUCUGCAUUAGUCUCUCUAACACGAAAUUUCGCAAUUAAAGUGACUCAGAUUGCAUGUGAUUGUCCGACACAAGCCCCAGUCGGUUGUUUACAGUACUACACUGCUGCAUCUGCAACGGUUUCCAGUUUCAAUUUCGGUACUGGUCUAAAUGGCAACCGCAACAAUAUGGAAAUGGCAGGAACUAGACAAAUCGCCAAUACAAAUUAUGGAAUAUGUGUUGGUAUGUUACCUGGUUUUUGUUCGAUUCAAUGGGCCCAAACAGCUGUAAACGAAUCCUUCACACUCACACAAGACUCUGCUGCAGCUGCUCUAACUCCUGGACUUCCUAGCGGACCAUUAACUGACGUAUCCUGCACUACCGAUUAUGUUGUCAUCGCGAAUCCAUUUUUUACUGACGGCACUGCCGUACCAGGUUCAGACAGGUUUUGUGGAAACCAAUUUCGUACAAUUAUAAAUAUCACAUUCUUUAUAACGUCUGGGGUGUAAUGCUAUCUUGGAUUAUGUUGUAGCAGCCCGAUAGUCUUGGCCCGAUAGUCUUAGCCCGAUAGUACCAGCCCAAUAGUCCCAA